Molecule: messenger RNA, 579 nt
Organism: Rotaria sordida
Lineage: Eukaryota; Metazoa; Rotifera; Eurotatoria; Philodinida; Philodinidae
Source: the annotation of a GenBank genome assembly
AUGAAAAAUGAAGAAAAAGUUGUAUUAAAAUUAUUAGAAAUUGAUGAAAUGUUUUUGCAAAAAAAAGCUGUUGGUUUACCAGCACAACAAAAUGUAAGCAAACAAACAAUGUUACGUUUUUAUAUUGCUAUGAUGUUAUAUGAUUUAUUCAAAAAUAAAAGUUUUUAUGAUGUUGCAAAAUUUUGGGAUCAAUCUCGUGGUACAAUUCAAAAUCUUUAUUCUCAAGUUGCUUCAUUUGCUGCAUCAAUACUUUAUUUUAGUAAAUCUUAUGAUGAAUUUUGGCCUUAUCAUGAAUUAUUACCAAUGUUCAUUCAACGAUUAACAUUUUGUACAUCAUUAGAAAUUCUUCCAAUUAUGGAAAUUCCAGGAAUAAAACGAGGUCGUGCUUUACAAUUAGUUCGUGCAGGUUUUCGUACACUUCGAAGUUUAGCAAGAGCUCAACCUGAUCAUCUUAUGAAAACUGUACUUAAUUUAUCAUUACGAACAGCACAAAUUCUUAUUAAACAUUCAAAACGUUUACUUUGUGAACAAGCUGAAGAUUUAAGAGAUCAAGCAGCCGCAUUAGUCGAAGAUAUUUAA